AUGAACUAUUCCGCUCCGCUCGUCACGCGGUCGCGGCCGGCGAAUUCAAUCAGUUGCCGGCGCGCGGUGAUCUCGGCCGCUAAAGGCGUGUGCAUAAAUAACGCGUCGCCGUACCGCGUCCGCCCCCGUUACCGGCUAUGGAUACUUCAGGAGUUAUUGCCCCCGACUGGGAUGGAUGGCCGGCCGCCUCUGGAUUAUGGCGUUACCGCCGCGGUCCCUCGCAGACGCCGCUCUACGAUUUAUAAGUCGCAUCUUUUA
Iphiclides podalirius (scarce swallowtail) is the source of this 258-nucleotide messenger RNA. NCBI's taxonomy places the organism in Eukaryota, Metazoa, Arthropoda, Insecta, Lepidoptera, Papilionidae. The record is from the annotation of a GenBank genome assembly.